UUACUUUUAAUCUUCUCCGUACAAAUCCAUUACUACCCAAAAAAAAAAAUCCUACAAAUUGAGAAGCAUCAAAGAAUUAAGAAGAAGAUUCAGAUUUAUUCCUCUUCUUCUUCGUCUUCUUCUCAAAUGGAAGCGGAUGUAUCUAUCAAUUUCUGCAAAACCCUAAAAAUUUCUCUUUAAAGUUUUCGUUUUUCUUCAUCUUCUGAGGAAUUAGGGUUUGAGAAAUCUGAGGAAAAUAAAAAAGCUAUGAAUUCUGCAGUGCUUUUAUCGUUGCUCUUUCUAUUUGCUAAGUGUUUUAUGGCGACAGCGAAUGUUGUGCUCAUUGUGCACAACGCCACUUUCUCUUUCCAAGAUGUUGAAGCUAAUUUCGCUCCACCGGUUAAAGGUUCUGGGGAAUGUGGAGUAUUAUACAUGGCAGAGCCUCUCGAUGCAUGCUCAACAUUGACUAAUAAAGUUGAAAAAGCCUCCAAUUGCAGUUCCCCAUUUGUUCUGAUUGUUAGAGGAGGAUGUAGCUUUGAGGAUAAAGUUAGAAGAGCACAGACAGCUGGAUUCAAAGCUGCAAUUGUCUACGACAAUGAAGAUAGUGGUGUCUUGGUUGCAAGGUUAAAUAAGGUUCUUGAAGAGGCUGUCCCAACUGAAGAAGAUAUGAAAAUAUUGGCAGGAAAUUCAGCCGGUGUAAAAAUAAACGCUGUGUUUGUUUCUAAAGCUUCAGGUGAAAUACUAGCAAAAUACACUGGCUUAACUGACAUGGAGAUUUGGAUUAUCUCAAGUUUCGAAAACUCAGCAUGGUCAAUCAUGGCAAUCUCUUUUAUUUCCCUACUUGCCAUGUCUGCAGUGCUCGCUACUUGUUUCUUCGUUCGUAGGCAUCGUAUAAGACGUGCACGGCCUCGAGCUUCUCAUGUGCGGGAAUUCCAUGGAAUGAGCAGUCGAUUAGUGAAAGCAAUGCCAAGUUUGAUAUUUACUGCUGUUUUAGAGGAUAACUGUACUUCAAUAACAUGCGCUAUAUGCCUUGAAGAUUAUACCGUCGGAGAGAAGCUUAGGAUUUUACCAUGUCGUCACAAAUUUCAUGCUCUCUGUGUGGAUUCAUGGCUUACUACCUGGAGAACCUUCUGUCCAGUUUGCAAGCGUGAUGCUAGAACUAACACAGGUGAUCCACCAGCUUCAGAAUCAACACCGUUGCUUUCAUCCAGCCCAGCCUCUGUGGCUUCUUCUGUGUUAUCGUCUAUGAGGUCAUCAUUUGCAUCAUCAUCAGCCAUACAAAUAGCACCAGCAUCAUCUCAAUCCCCUUCAGUUUCUCACAUGCACUCUGUUGCUAGCACUCCUUACAUUCAGAACUCUCUUAGGUCCUACCGCCAAUCCCCUCCCAUGCAUGUAAGCCGAAGCUCAGUAGAUCUCAGGAAUGCAUCAUCCCAAAGAUCUCAAGCUCCCCAUUUCAUUUCACCCCACUCAUUGGGUUACCCAUCCUAUUCACCAUAUAACUCACGAUUCAUGUCUCCAUAUAUUCCAAGCCCAAGCAGUGCAUCACCAAGCUUUGUCAGUUCAUCUGGUCGGCAGCAGCACCCUCUGCAUUGCAGCGAGUCAGCUGCAAGUUUUUCUCCCUUUGCUUCUGCCCAAUCUCUUCCAGAAUGCUGAGUUAAAUUUUAGCAUAUGUUUUGUAAGCUGGAUAGGUGCUGCUAAGAGCUCACCAGUGGGAGUUGAACCGACAUUCCUGAGAUCAUUUUUACCUUAAGCUUGCACUGUAAAGUUGUUGUGUCAUGAUUGGAUUCUAUUUGACAUAGUUGCUUGCUUACACCAGUUUUUAUAUCUCGAGUGGAACUUGUUGCGACCUCACGUGUACAUUGUAGCAUAAGGUUUUCUUUUUGUUUUCAAGUGAUUAUUGUGGUUCUUUCAUUUGAGGUCUGUGAAGUGUGUCUGAAAAAAGCGUGAUUGUAUUGUGCUGUAAUUAGGGUCUGUUUGAGAUCCGUUUAUUUUACUAGAACUGAAAAUUUUGUGCUAAAAAUACUGUAAAUAAAGGUAAAAAUUAGCUGAAA
Molecule: messenger RNA, 2030 nt
Organism: Quercus lobata
Lineage: Eukaryota; Viridiplantae; Streptophyta; Magnoliopsida; Fagales; Fagaceae
Product: receptor homology region, transmembrane domain- and RING domain-containing protein 2-like
Exons: 5
Coding region: 247-1632 (461 amino acids)
Source: RefSeq, a predicted model, not a curated record